AUGCGCCGCACGAACCUUGACGGAUGCAGGUCAAUUACAAACAACCCUCAGAGCCCUCGCCGUGACUUGAUGAUAUAUACAAAGAAUCCCUAUUCCUCUCUCAAAGCUAAUUUUACCAUCCAUUACUCUUCGAUCGUAAUCCCAACAAGGCAGUAUAUCGAUAUCAACAGCUUUCUCGAACACCUCUUCCAUCGACAGUACCUUCCUCACGGCAAUAAUGUGCAUAUCGGAAGAUUCUAUGAAGAAGCUUCUGAUGCCUACGAACAACGUCUACAGCUUCUCAUACCCGAUGACGAUGAAGAAUUCAAAAACAGGUUCCUUCAGGUCUGUAAACUCAGCGACAAACAAAAACAAGAGAUCAGAAGAUACCUCCUCAUCGAACGUUAUGGCAUUCAAGUAGCCCAGUGUGAGUCCUGUCAGGGACUUGAGGUUCUUUGUAGAGUGCAUUACUCCGAAAGACGUUGUGGCUCAUGUAUCGCUGCUCAUCGUGACUGCAGCUACAGAGAAACGUGGGCCGAUCGAAGUAGCCCUCUAUUUUCAACGACGAUUGAAGCUGCACCGUCAAAUUUGGCUGGACAGGAUAGCGAACGACAACGUGACCUCCUCGGCUGCAAUGGUCCUGCUAAAGCCAUGCAAGCCACUCAACAGAUACAAGCUGAGCUCUUGGCCAAAAAGCUUCAAGAAGUAGCCGAAGGGAUGAAGAGCUUCCAGAUUGCUACAUCGAACGAAAAUGCCGAAGUUGUUCCGUCGACUAAAGCUCCAGUCCCGAUCUGGACCUGUGAAGCGGUCCUAGCUAUCACGGUGCUGGAUUUGGGCUAUGAAAAACUUCAGCUACGUUACCGUGGCUCCCGAGAGGGUGCCUCGGGGUACCAGGUCACAAACACGAAGCCAAAAUAUGAAAAGCGCGAAAAGUUGAGUUCAACAGCUGGGAUAAAGAAAUCCAGGCAUGAAAGCAAAUCAAAGAAGGUUAAAAAAGUAGCAAAGGGAGCAAAGAAGUCUUACUCCGGUAGAGAAUUGGAUUACGAUUCCGCCUUUAGUGGAACUGCUUCCGGUGUGGCAUCGGGUUAUAAUACUGACUAUAGCACUGACUAUAGUGUCGAUGUGAGCGACUAUUGCCCCACUGUCGAUGAUGGAGACGAUAUUGUUUCUGCUCUUGAAUUAUCCGCUUUCGUAGACUUGAAGGGCCACCUUGAACAUUGA
This is a messenger RNA of Orbilia oligospora ATCC 24927, 1200 nucleotides long. RefSeq lists its product as uncharacterized. The transcript is spliced from 7 exons. The record is from RefSeq and is a predicted model, not a curated record. Lineage: Eukaryota; Fungi; Ascomycota; Orbiliomycetes; Orbiliales; Orbiliaceae. Bases 1 to 1200 code for a protein of 399 amino acids.